Molecule: messenger RNA, 3477 nt
Organism: Pseudo-nitzschia multistriata
Lineage: Eukaryota; Bacillariophyta; Bacillariophyceae; Bacillariales; Bacillariaceae
Source: the annotation of a GenBank genome assembly
CAUCAAACAUAGCGUACCSUACGUCCCGGUACGAGUACCGUAGAGUACAAGAUACCAACUUCCAAACGGGUAGAGUUGCUCUACUGCAUKGCAAUCCUCGACGACACCACGAAACGACACCUUCGAAUCUACCGUGCGCUGGCUCCAAGCACUACAACACAGCAAUACAACAGCAAYAGCAACAGCAUCAGCAWCAGCAACAGCUAGCRUUAUUCGAUCGCAGAAGCGAGCGAGUGAUCGAAGCGGAUUUCGAUGCACGAUGGCAGAUUCUCUCCAGCACCGAYGCCGCAAGCGCAGGAGCACUAGCACCACCACUAGCACCGCCACUAGAACUAGAACUACCACCAGCUCCAGCGCUGCCCAACGGUGCGAGUUUUACCGACGCCAACGACGACGCCUCCCGGUGGCCGGCGCCCCGAGGAGUCUCGGGGUKCUUUUCGUACUCGUAGCGCUGGCCAUCGCACGACGGGUCGCCUGGGGCAAGUGCCUCUGGACGGUUCCCACGCCGCGGCCCUUUUCCGAGAGGUCGCCCGCGGCAGGAUUUCCGGAAGGAUUUCCGGAAACCGAACGCCGCGUCGUCUUGGUCGGUGCCAGGGAAAACGAAAACCAAGACGACGACGAACGCGGCGCCGCCAUCUUUUGCGCGGGGCGCCGAGAUUCCAAAGGCCCCCACGGAACCCCACACGGAACCCCCGGAAACGAGCGGAGCAUCUGCUCGGUGGAAACCGUGAGCGAACGCAUCCCCACCCCGUGGCCCAUCAACGUCCUCAAGGAAAAAUGGACCAGCCGGCGCGGCUCGUCUCCCGCAAACGGCGAGGGAAGCGGGGACCAARAUCCCGGUCGCCGCGCCCMRAAGCCAAAGCCGGCGUAUCCCAGCAUGGGGGCACUCUUUCUGGCGUACGCGAAACAACAGGUGCUCAUCAAAACCAGGCAGCUGUCGGAGAUCGCCUCCCAGGUCUGGUACAACCUCCCGCCCUCGGCGCCGCCACUGAUCGUGCUGGCCAGCAUCCCCCGAAAGGCAGGGCKUAAGGACGCCAAAUCGGUGGCGAAGGCGGCGUCGGAAGCGGAYGGCUUCCGCCGCGUCAUUCCCCUGUUCUCCGACCCCUUUGCCCGCUCGGUGGCGAUCGCCGGGCUGGGGAUKGCCGUCCUGUCCUGGAGCAACCAGGAGCUGCAGCGAAAACGAAAGCUCUCGCCUCUGGCCCUGCCGGCAAUGCGCAGCGUCGAUGGGGAGGGGGAGCACGUGAGCGUUUCAAAGGUCUUUUUGCCCCCCUUCCUGCCCGAWGAAGUACCCGAGCCCGAGAUCGAUGCGCUGCUGGGAAAACCGUCGGAGGGGUCGGGGGUYCGGAACGCCUUUGGCGACGAACUGGCCUCGAACCCGAACGGCUCGGCGGGCGACACCGUGGAGAGCAYCCUGUCGAACGUUUCUCCAAAGAUUCGAAAGCACCUCAGCGGCAUCUACGAGACGACGACCACCAAUCCGAGGCGCUUCCUUAAAAACUACUACGUCGAAUGGCUCCAGGGACGCGCUGCACGGAAGAGGGAGGUCGCCAAGAUACGCCGGCAGCGUGUCUACGACGAGCUGGUGGCCCUCCAGACACUGAAAAAAMGACAAGCGGCAUCCAAACAAACGCCAAAACAAGGUCUUUCCGGCGAUGCCGCGCCCCCCGAGAUGGGCUUUGCCCUGGUCACGGGGGCCUCCCGUGGGAUUGGCCGUGCCAUUGCGGUGGAAAUAGCUCGGUGGGAGAUUCCCCUGGUCCUGGUGGCAAGAGACGUCGACAAGCUGGCACGGCUCGCGUCGGAUCUAGAAGCCUGCUACGGGGUGAAAUGCUGUGUUUUAGAAGCCGACCUGUCCAAGGCGGACGCCGCCGAGAGAAUCAAACAAGCCACCGACGACGCGGGGAUCUCCGUCGACAUUCUGAUCAACAACGCCGGCGUGGCAACCGAAGGACUGGCCGUCGAUGCCGACACCUCCGACAUCGAGCGCAUGGUCCUGCUCAACUCGCUGACCUACACCAAGCUCAGCGUCCUGUACGGCCGGGACAUGAAGAAGAAACGGAGGGGCCGGAUGCUCAUGAUGUCCUCGAUGGCCGGCCUGUGCAACGGUGCCCCGAACACCGCGGUGUACGGCGCGUGCAAGGCCUUUGGGAAAUCCCUGGCGCUGUCCAUGGCCAGGGAGAUGGAAUCCUACGGCGUCGGUGUCACGUGCCUGAUGCCCGGGGCCGUCCUCGAUACCGACUUCCGCCGGAGCAGCGGAACGCGCCGGGCCCUCGUCUGGUACCUUCCGUUUUAUUCCCGAUCGCCGGACAUGGUUGCGCACCAGGUAAGUCCAGACAGCACGAGRUCAAAGAAGACAAAGUGUAGAAUGCACCGUUGGAUUCUGUGUUUCUAAUCGAGUCGGUGUCUUUUGUUGYUGGGCAUCCUCUACAGGGUGUCAUGUCGCUGCUCGAUGGAGACACRCGAUCAGUACCCGGUUGGCARAAUCGUGUCUUUGCGAACAUUGUUCGGCCCAUCAUUCCUCAGCGUGUAGAAAUCAUGCUUGUCCAGCUUGCCUUUAGCCCGCUUUCACUGCCAAGUAUCAAAAGCUUGUGGCAACGCAACAAUCCAAACAACGACGACAGCGGGGCGGAAACCGAUUCUCCCCCUCCCUAUUCACCGGGACCCUCUCACGGCUCUUCGUGGCUUUCGCUGAAACCAAGGCACAGCACCCAACCCCCGCCUCGGUUUUUGAAACUCCCAGAAGAAGAGCCAGUGGAAAUCGCCAGGGAAGACAAKGUARCAAACCAUGAAAUCUUGGAAGAAGAAGCAUCCUCGCCGUCACCUGUGACGGCCAAUGGGACAAAUUUUACGACAGCAGCAACCAGCCCCAGAGAGGUAGAUGAAGUGGAGGACGUACCGAUUGCUCAAUCUCACAGAACGCCUGAAAUUCCGGAUUCAAUGCAUUYCGUSAACAGCAAUCGAACAGUGGAUAGAGACGAACUUCAUUCGAUCGAGCAGAACUCCCAGCCAUUGGAAAGGCAAGAAGAAGAUCAUCAUCGAAACAYGGAAACGUACAAUUCCAAUCAGAAAAGUCAAACAGGAGAAAGAAAGAUACCACUCAAGCCAGAGAAGAGAAAUUCAGUUCCGCGCGAGAGAAAUGCCUCARUACCAAUCUACGAGAAGAGYCAAGAGCAURGCACAGCAAAGAAACCAARGCAUUCUCGAGACCAACACGAUGGAAUGAUAAGAGAAGGUGCUGGAGUUGGGAAACUUCAAUCGUCGCAGUGGCCGCAAUGGUUUGACGAUGAAUACGACGAUGACGAUGACGAGACCUUUUCGACUAGGCUACGACCAAUUAGUAUGAAGGGAAACCAAGAAUUUUUGUAUUCGAAUCAAGGCAGCGGAAAGCCACAAGGCACGCCGAUAAUUACCGUGUGACAAAACUUACUGUACUUYUGAUUUAGAAAAGUAUGAAUUUUUCAAUAACAAAAAGUACGGAUU